Molecule: messenger RNA, 4206 nt
Organism: Rana temporaria (common frog)
Lineage: Eukaryota; Metazoa; Chordata; Amphibia; Anura; Ranidae
Gene: EPAS1
Product: endothelial PAS domain protein 1
Exons: 16
Coding region: 354-2951 (865 amino acids)
Biological process (GO): cellular response to hypoxia; regulation of transcription by RNA polymerase II
Cellular component (GO): cytoplasm; nucleus; transcription regulator complex
Molecular function (GO): protein dimerization activity; RNA polymerase II transcription regulatory region sequence-specific DNA binding; DNA-binding transcription factor activity, RNA polymerase II-specific
Source: RefSeq, a predicted model, not a curated record
CCUCAGUGAAGCAGGGGAAGCUGGCAGAUCGGUGUAUAGCGCUGAGUAGAGUGUUCGGAGCGGCUCAGGAUCCGCCGUACAUCGGUCCCAACACAAGUGUGAACCUCCCUGCCCCCCUCCUGGGUUCUCCGAUCCCCCCUCCUCCUCCUCCCUGGGCGGCUGUACAAUCCUCAGCAGUGACCUGAGACUGUAUAGCCGGCCGAUCUCAGGAUCUCAAGGACUUCUAUCGGCUCAGGACUAGUUUCUCCUUUUAUUUUUGGUGCAUUUGUAUUUGUUUGCUGCCUGUGUGAUCAACCUGCUGAGGACGACGAGAUCGCCCCGGGAGCUGCUAUUGUGACUAUCUGAUCGGCGACAUGACUGCGGAGAAGGAGAAGAAAAGGAGCAGUUCAGAGAGGAGGAAGGAAAAGUCUCGAGAUGCCGCAAGGUGUCGGAGAAGUAAGGAGACGGAGGUCUUCUAUGAGUUGGCACACCACCUUCCAUUGCCCCAGAACAUUAGCACUCAUCUGGACAAGGCUUCCAUCAUGCGUCUGACCAUCAGUUUCCUCCGCACACAGAAACUUUUAUCUGCAGUUUGUCCAGAAGGGGACCUCGACACAGACUCCGAAAAACAGAUUGACAGUUUGUAUCUUAAAGCUCUGGAGGGCUUCGUAACCGUUAUUACUCAGGAUGGUGACAUGAUCUUCAUUUCUGAGAACAUCAACAAGCACAUGGGUUUAACACAGGUCGAAUUAACAGGACAUAGCAUCUUCGACUUCACCCAUCCCUGCGAUCACGAUGAGAUUAGAGAGAAUCUCAGUUUGAAAUGCGGUGCAGGACUAAACAAGAAGAACAAAGAUGCAAGUACAGAACGGGAUUUUUUCAUGAGGAUGAAAUGCACUGUCACCAACAGAGGCCGAACCGUGAAUCUCAAAUCUGCUACCUGGAAGGUACUUCACUGCACUGGCCACGUGAAGGUGUACAACUCCUACAAUCCGCAUGCACUCUGCGGCUACAAAGAGCCUCUGCUGAAUUGCCUGGUGAUGAUGUGUCAGCCAAUCCAGCAUCCCUCCAACAUCGACAUCCCGCUGGACAGCAAGACCUUCCUGAGCCGACACAGCAUGGACAUGAAAUUCACAUACUGUGAUGACAGAAUAACUGAACUGAUUGGAUACCAUCCAGAGGAGCUGCUUGGCCGCUCAGCUUAUGAGUUCUAUCAUGCUUUGGAUUCUGAAAGCAUGACCAAAAGUCACCAGAAUUUGUGCACAAAGGGCCAAGUAGUCAGUGGUCAGUAUAGGAUGCUCGCAAAGCAUGGUGGUUACGUCUGGGUGGAAAGUCAUGGCACUGUCAUCUACAACACACGCAACUCCCAGCCACAAUGCAUCGUCUGUGUGAACUACGUCCUGAGUGACAUAGAAAAGACAGAUAUUGUGUUCUCUAUGGACCAGACAGAGUCUCUCUUCAAGCCUCACCAGGUGACCAUGAGCUCUAUCUUCAGCAAUGCUGUCUCUGACAAGACCAGCGAUUUCUUGUAUACCAAGCUGAAGGAAGAACCAGAUGAGCUGGCACAGCUGGCUCCCACUCCAGGGGAUGAAAUUAUUUCCUUGGAUUUUGGUUCUCAGACUUAUGAAGAGCCAUCAACUUACAACAGCAGUGCGCAGCCAAGUCCAAACAAACAGUGGCCACUGGAAGUCAAUAAUCAUGGAUCCCAGCCUGACAUUGUGAACCAUCCGUCCUUUACAGCGCCUCAGGUGGCUCCUGGGAGUACUACACCCAGUGCUAGCAGCAACAGCAGCUGCUCUACGCCAAGCAGUCCAGGAGAGUACUAUACGACUUUGGAAGAAGGUCUCAAGAUUGAGCUGAUUGAGAAACUCUUUGCAAUGGAUACAGAAGCAAAGAAUAAUUGUAACACUACUAAGAAUGACUUUAAUGAGCUGGAUCUUGAAACGCUCGCCCCAUACAUUCCAAUGGAUGGUGAAGAUUUCCAGUUGAACCCCAUUUGCCAGGAAGAGAGUCCCCUCAGUGAUAGCACACAACAGCCCACCCAGCAGAACAUAAGUAGCAUGAAUACACUCUACCAACCCAGUGCCCCUCCUCCUCAGAGCCAGUACCUGCAUCAGACUUAUGCCCAACAAAUGGCAGCUAAAAGCAGUAAUCCCAGCCAGGAUUCUCUGCCCACCGGCCUCUAUAAUGGUGAAAGAAAGUCGCCAGCCUUAUUGGCCUAUCAUACCGGAGCAAGUACACCACUGUCUUCAUUGGGAGGCAGACCUAAUGUACAAUGGCCACCAGACCCUCCUGUCAAUUACAUGCCCCCAAAGUGGAGAAUGAUGGAGCAAUACCAUGAAUCCAACUCAGCUACUGGACACCCAAUGCAUCAACACAGCAUGCCAUUAUAUAAGCAAAGGUCGCUUGAGAGCUUUGGGCAACGUGGUAAGGAUUUACAUCCUACAGAGAUGACAUUCUGCAACAGUAUGAAGAGGAAGCGGCAGCUUGAUUAUGGUGCUCAAGGGUUCUCGCAACUCAAUGUGGGGGAGUUACCCGACAACACCAUACAAUCACUUAUGUGGAAAAGGAUGAAAUCCUUAAAACCAGAAAUGUGCCCACUUGUUUCAGAAAAGAAAUCCCUGAGCACAAGUGUGCUGAAUGAUGAAUUCAUCUGUAACAGGCACAGAGGAUUAAACCAGCAGAUGACCCAACAGUCGCAGUCACAUCCACAUUGUGCACAAAGUUCCAGAGACGGCAGGAAAACUCCUUAUCAGACCACGUUUUUCAGUGCAUGUAAUUACCAUGAUUACAAUCUGCCACAAUCACAGAAAAUGAAAGCCAUGACCAACCGGCUCAUCAGCCCAACAUUUGAAUCCUAUCUCUUGCCAGAACUCACAAGAUACGACUGUGAGGUCAACGUGCCAGUACUGGGUAGCUCCAACCUUUUGCAAGGCUGCGACCUUCUCCAAGCGCUGGAUCAGACCACCUGAGAGGAGCGGUGACCCUCUCAUCGACUUUCAACUCUUUUUAAAUAAACAAAAGCGCUUCAGUUUCUAAAUAUAUUUUUCCAGUAGACAGUUUCUAUCACUGAUAACAAUCUUACAAGAAUCAUUCACAUGUGGAACUUUGUGCACAGUACCAAAUAGUGGCCUUACUGAUAUGAUGUCAGAUUAAAAAAGAGAGAGAGAGAUAUACAUAUAUGUUUUUACCUGCUGUAUUUUUCUUUAUUUUAAUAAAAACAAAAUAAGUGUAUAGUAUAGAAAAUGUUUUACAUGCCCUUAUAGCCCUGUUAAAGUAAUUUAUAUAUAUAUUUUUUAAUGGCCAUAGCAGAUCGUUGGUAAAUAUAUCUACUUAUCAUGGAGGAUGUUACUGAUGCAUGCAGAUCACUGGAAUUCUGUAUACUGUAAUUCUAUGGCAGUGCCUUGCAUUUCAUUGUUUUUCAGGUUGUAAAUGUCUUGAAAGGGUUUACAAAAAACGGCAUUCCCAUAUUGAAUAAGACCAAAGAAAUUGCAUUCCUUUAGACCAGGAAAUUUCUGAGCUCAUUAAACACUUUAGUGCUUAUCAAAUGCUCAAAGGGGAACAUCAGUGGAGCAAUAACCCAAAGCAACCAAUCGACAGUCAUCUUUCAGUGUAUUAAACUGCUGAAAGCUGAAAUUUGAUUGGUUUGAUUUAUCGUGAGUUUGUGAUGAUGUGGUAUAUUUAGAUCCUAUUAGACGCUAGAAUCACUGGCAUUGUAUUGUUUAUUUUCCCAGUUCAUGCCAAGAUUCAUCAACCGGACAGCACUAUUUAAAAUACUAUUUCGAUAGAUGGACUGGAUUCUGAACAACAGCCUAAGAACGUCUAAACAAGGCAUUCAAUACCUCACUUUUCCGAAGUUCCGUUUUUUUUCUUGAUCUGCACAUCUGUGAUGGUUAGGGAUGGAGUAUUUACUAGAGAUUUGUCCAAUCAAAUUGUUGGACCCUAUUAGCUUACUGUGAACCGAAAACCUCAUGUGGGAGCUUCUCAGGCUUGGAAAGGGGUGCUAGUCCUGUUCCACUGCUGUGAGAGCAGGUUGGGGAGAGAGCUUGUCCCGACUCCAAAUGUCAAUGUGUAGAAACGUAGAUAUCCCUAAUAGUCGCACAUCAAAGCAAACCCACUGAUGGGGGUGUAAGGCAACCUCAGCCUGGGCUCCCGCCAGACCAUGCCCCAAAACCUUUUGCUCUGCCCGUCUGAGCUUAAAAUGAUUGUAACGUUUUUUUUUUUUUU